GUUUUUGUUACAACUCGCACUGAAAUAUUCGUAUACUGAGGAUCUGUCUGAAAAAAUAUCAAUAUUUCAUAAAAAUGGUCAAUUUUUUUUUUCCAAUUUCAAGAAAUCCUAGACGGUGGUCGUUAUUUUUAAUGCUGAUGAUGAUAUACCAUACUCACUAUAUCGAUGACUUAUUGAAUGUUCUACUUUCACAUAAAAUCUAAUAUUUUUUAAAUUGAAUUGACGCAAAGUUUUUCAAUAUCCAUUCGUCACAUGAUUUUUCUUGCAGAAUAUUGUAUUGGAGGAUACAGAUAAGAAUGACGUACUUCGGCAAAAACGAGGAGUUGACAAGCAAUAUUCCUUUGACGUCGUGUUUGGUGAAAAUUCAACUCAAGAGGAAGUCUAUGCUAUCACAACCAGUAAUCUAGUCAAAGACGUCUUAAAUGGGUACAAUGGGACAGUUUUUGCUUACGGACCAACAGGAGCAGGAAAAACUCACACGAUGGUAGGAGAUAGGACUCAGCCUGGAAUUAUGAUCAGAGCUCUGAACGACAUCUUCGAAGCAGUGAAGAACAACGAGGAUGAAUAUUCGGUUACGAUGUCCUAUCUGGAGAUAUAUAAUGAGCAAAUCAGAGAUCUGCUCAAUCCUCAGUCUGGAUUUCUAGAGCUGAGAGAAGAUUCAAAGGGUCGGAAUAUUCAAGUAACUGGGCUUUCAGAAAUUUCAACUACUUCCACGGAUGAGGUGAUGUUCCUCCUCCAGAAAGGGAACAAAGCGCGAACAGUCGAACCCACAGCCAUGAACCUGACCUCCUCCCGAAGCCACGCCCUCCUCAGCGUCACCGUUCGUCACACCGUACCCGUGGACAAAAAAGACCAUCUGCGCAUGCGCGUCAAGCAGGGCCGGCUGUUCAUGAUCGACCUGGCGGGGUCCGAGAGGGCCAACAAAACGAAGAACAGGGGCAAGAGGUUGCAGGAGGGGGCCCACAUUAAUAGGAGUCUGCUGGCGUUGGGGAACUGCAUAAACGCCUUGAGUGGGGGUGCCAGGUAUGUCAACUACAGAGACUCCAAACUGACCAGACUCCUCAAAGAAGCCCUCAGUGGCAACUGCAAGACCGUCAUGAUAGCCCACGUGGCACCCUCCGCGGCGCAGAAAGACGAGUCCCGCAACACGCUCAGCUACGCUGACAGAGCCAACAACAUCAGCACCAAGAUCGAGCGCAACGUGCUCGACGUGUCCUACCACGUGACGCAGUACCAGACGGUCAUACACGAGCUGCGCGACGAAAUAUCCCGACUGCAGACUAAGAUGAAGGAGGAGAGACCAAGGUCUGGGAACGUGACGAAGCUGAGCUCAGAGCAGCGCAGCGGCGAAGUGAGAAGUCUGCGCGAACAGAUCGUGGAGACGUUCAAGACGCAGAUGAAGCUGAGGCGGAAGCUGAUGGAGAUCGAUUCGCAUCUGCUGGGCCUGGGCAUGGAGGCGGAGAGGCAGCACGUCGUCAUAUCGCAUUGGGAGUCGAGGAAUAACAAGCUGUAUAAGAACAGCGUCAACGAGUCUAGAGCGAGGACCCAACAAAGCAUAAGAAGGAGGAAAAUCCACACUGCAGACGGCUUCAGAUCUGCUGGCAACGAGCAGGACGAAGUUCCUUCAGAAGAUGGAGGUGUAGAGGGCGAGACAGCAGUUCAGCAGGCUUGGGCGGAGAUUGCGGACAUAGAACGGGAGCAGGAAAGAUGGUCUGAACUGCGAACACGUAUCGAACAUAAAUUGGAGGAUUGCAGACAACGAGGGGUGGCUUUGGAAGACCAACUUCCCUCGCUUCUGUCUUCAGAUGACGAGAGAGAAAUUCUGGCCUUGAUGUGUCGCGUCCACGAAUUGGAAGCCGAUAAGAUGGCUUUACAAUCUGAAAGAUUGGUCAGACAACACGAGCUGAGGCGAAGAGAUUUGCUGAUAUUGAGGUACGACAGACAGCGGCAGCUUUGCGAAGAGAUCAUUACGCGACAACGACAAAUGAUGGAAGAUCUCAAAAUCAAGUUACCUCAAGAUCUUGAAGAAUUGUACCAGAUGUACCAACAAGAAAUUCAUGCCUCGACUUAUACGGAUUUCAGUUUACCACAAAGUUCUUUAUCAUCGGAUAAGUUACCUCCAAUCAGCAACAUGUUCAAUGAGACGAUUUUUAGAAGACACCCUACUCUAGAUAGGAGCGGCAGCGACGCCAGCGUUCAAUCACCACCCUUGUCGACGCCUUCUAGUGAUGAGGAUGGUCCGAAUGCUGCCGAUUCCACUAUCGAUAAAGUCUUGGGACACCCCGUAUACAGACCUGGAUUGGCCACUAGACUUCCACCUUUACCACCGAGUCCGCCUAUACGCUUGAAAACCAGUGGAUCCGGAUCGAUGAAGCGUGCCACCAGUGAAAAUUAUAUAAAUAGGUCAGAAACACGACUAUGAAAUAAAUUGUAUCAUCGCUAAAGUGCUUUUUUAUUUGAUGUGACACAUCGCGUGUGUGAUUGAUUACCUAAUAAAAGUUUUAUAUCAUUCAA
Phaedon cochleariae (mustard beetle) is the source of this 2514-nucleotide messenger RNA. The record is from the annotation of a GenBank genome assembly. NCBI's taxonomy places the organism in Eukaryota, Metazoa, Arthropoda, Insecta, Coleoptera, Chrysomelidae.